Penaeus indicus is the source of this 1629-nucleotide messenger RNA. RefSeq names its product probable cardiolipin synthase (CMP-forming) (gene CLS). NCBI's taxonomy places the organism in Eukaryota, Metazoa, Arthropoda, Malacostraca, Decapoda, Penaeidae. The coding region runs from base 12 to 1175 and encodes 387 amino acids. The transcript has 7 exons. The record is from RefSeq and is a predicted model, not a curated record. Gene Ontology annotation, cellular component: membrane; mitochondrion. Gene Ontology annotation, molecular function: cardiolipin synthase (CMP-forming) activity. Gene Ontology annotation, biological process: cardiolipin biosynthetic process.
CCGGCAGUACCAUGGCGGCCUACAUGACAUCGUCUGCUCUGGCCAAAACAAUCCUGCAGAACGAGAGAUUCGCGCAUUCCCUACUCAGACACAACAUCCAGAGGAACAUCCAGCAGAGGAGGAAAACCAGAGCAACAUUUCCUGCGAGUCUGCCGGCGCUGUCGUGCCUUCAUCCCUCGCAAAGGGACGUCCCGAGUUUACCUUGGCGAGAAUACCAUUCCUGGGGAGAACCGCGGAAUUUCCCGUCGAAAGCUCUCUUCGGCCGCUCCUUUCCGAGUCCUCUUCGCCUCGGCUACCGAUUCCUCAGCCCCGAGGCUCGAGAGGGAGUCGGCCUUGGGAGGAAUGCGCCUAUUAAGCACCCAUGCCAAGUGAGGUGCUUGCAGACGGGCGACGCGAGCAGAGAGGCCGGGGAGGCAAGGGAGCAAAGUCCGCCAGUAGCAACAUGGGAGGCUGUAAGGGAGAAGAAGAACCAGUUCAAAGAAGCUGGCCAGGACCUGUUAGAUGACAUCAAAGAGAAGAAAGCAAAAGUCAGGGAAAGGAUGGAUGCUAUUAUUGAGCGUGAAAACAUAUGGACCAUCCCAAACCUCCUGUGUGUCAGCCGCAUUGCCUUUUCGCCGUACUUGUGUCACUUAGUCCUCUCGGCCGAUUACAACUGGGCUCUUGGACUGUUCAUGUUUGCAGGGUUUACGGAUUUGCUGGACGGAUGGAUUGCCCGUACCUUCCCAAGCCAGGCCUCGCGUCUCGGGAGCUUCCUAGACCCCCUCGCGGACAAGGUCUUGGUCGCCAUGCUCUUCCUCUCCCUUACUUAUGUCGGUCUUAUUCCACUGCCAUUGACUGGACUGAUUAUCUACCGUGAUGUCCUCAUUAUUGGUGGUGCUUCCUAUGUGCGGUACAAAAGCCUGCCACCUCCGAAAACCAUCUCUCGUUACUUUGAUGCAACCCAUGCCACGGCCCAGCUGGCUCCAACGACCAUAAGCAAAGUUAACACUGCCAUUCAGCUGGGUCUUAUUACUGCCUCCCUUGCUGCUCCAGUCUUCUCCUUCACAGACCACUACCUUCUGACUGCCCUCUGUUGGGUGACUGCAGGAACCACCCUAAGUUCAGGCAUUAGUUACAUCUUCUCAAGGAAUACGUACAAGAUCCUAGAAAAAAUGAAAGAAGACUCCAAACAGUGAAUAAACUAUGGCAACUUUUAUUCUGUUCAUUGUGAACUGAUGUACUCAGUACCGUGUACAUUGCUUGCUGGUUAUAUUAAUUGAGUGUAGGUUAUUCCAACUCAUAUUUUUCUCUGAGUAAUUUGCAAUAUAGUCAUCUGUUUAUUGUUGUAUUCAGUAUUGUGUUCCCAAGUACUUUUGAGGAUUACUGAUUGAUAAUAAUUUUGCAAAUGUUUCAUUACAUGCAUUUUUUUUCCUUCUCUGUAUUUUUUUCUUCUUCAUUCUUUCUCUUUUCGUAUUGACAUGAAUAUGAAUGUAGUCUUGCAUUAUUGUAGCCUGUUUACAUUUAGUUGUCAAGGCUUUGUCAAAAAUUGAGGAGUAUACAAUGUCUUUGAUGAUUUGACCAUUUUAUAUUGGCAUUUGCAUCAUUUAUUUGUAUAUUUAUGUGUCAGAUAAGGUUGAAAGGUCUAUAUUU